UCCCGCCGCUCAAAACAGUUCCGCCCGAGGUUCGUUGAUAGUAGUUGUACUAGCGGUCCGAUCCGGUGACCAGACUCGGGCGAGGGUACACUCUCGCACCCUCAGAGAGAGUGAGAGAGCGAGUGAGAUUGAGAGCAAGGGCGAGGGGGAGAGAGAAACAGAGAGAGCAUCAAUGCAAGCCCACCCCGUGCUCCACCUUCGCCUUCGUGCCCUUCGUGUCUUCUGACGGCGCGUGAACUGUUGAGCGCAGCGUGGCCGCCGGCUCGUGGUUCGACCCCCCGCGGAGCCCCCGCCCCGCCAUGGAGGCCGUCAAGGUGCCGCUCGGGGGAGUCGGCGCGCCGGAGAUCCGGGUGUACCGCAAGCGCUGGGUGAUCCUGGCGCUGUUCCUGCUGGAGCUGCUGUUCAACGCCGUGCCCUGGAUGCAGUACACCGUGCUCGCCGACGUGGCCACCGUGUACUACGGCGUGAGCAACACCGAGGUGGAGUGGACGGCGCUAGUGUACAACCUCACGGCCAUGGUGCUCGUCAUCCCGGCCGCCUUCGUCCUGGACAAAUACGGACUCCGGCCCAGCAUGCUCGUCGGCGCGGUGCUCAACGCGGCCGGGCUCUGGCUGCGCGUCGUCGGGGUGUGGCCCGACUGCUUCUGGGCCGUGCUCGCGGGCCACGCCCUCGUGUCCGUGGCCACCAACUUCUUCGUGUCCGCACCGCCGAGGCUCGCCGCCGUCUGGUUCCCCGCCGACGAGGUGUCCUCGGCCGUGGGCGCCUCCAUCAUCGGCCAGAUGGGUGGCGUCUCCCUCGGGUGCCUGCUGGCGCCGCUCACGGCCCGCCAGACGUGGACGCCGGAUGAAAACUUCAGGGGUUUCCUCGUCCUCAACCUCACGCUCGCCAUCCUCGCCACCGUCCUCCUCGUGGCCGUGUUCUUCCUGUUCGACCAGGCCCCGGCGCACCCCCCGUCGCCCGCGCAGGCCGCCGCCCAGGCCGCCGGCAAGGACGCGCCCGAGGAGAAGGGCAGCUACUUCAAGUCCCUGCUGAGGAUCUGCAAGAACGGCGGCUUCCUGCUGCUGCUGCUCUCCUUCAACAUCAUCAUCAGCGUGUACGUGGCCAUCACCACGGUGCUCAACAGGGACAUCACCCAGUUCUUCCCGGACCGGGCCGCUGAGACUGGCUACCUUGCAACCCUUCUGUGCGUCACGGGAAUCGUCGCCACCUUCGGCUUCGGCAUCGCCCUGGACAAGACGAAAAAGUUCAAGGAAUUGUCGGGCAUCUGUUAUUUUGGCGGGCUGGCCUCCAUUGCACUGUUCUCGGGCACUAUCUCAACGUGCUCCAUGGAGGUGGUGUACCUGGUUGCCGCUAUCGUCGGCGUGUUCAUGACCAGCUACUUCGUGCCGGCCUUCGAGUGGGGGGUGGAGCUCACCUACCCGGAGCCCGAGGGCAACCCGACCUCCCUGCUCAACUGGCUCAUGCAGUUCACCUCGCUCGUGACCACGCUGACGUACAGCCACAUGUUCUCGGUGUGGGGCCCGCACGUCGCCCACGGCUUCCUGGUGGCGCUCAUGGCGAUCGGCUUCGUGGCCCAGCUGUGCAUCCCCAAGCGGUACCUGCGGCGGGAGGCCGAGCUGGCCCUGGCCAAGGCCGCGGAGGCGGCGGGGCCCGCGGGGCAGCCGCUCCUGUGAACACACCCGGCGCUUCUGGGGACCGGCCGGGGACCUGAGCCGCUGUGGGGGAACAAAAUCUCCUGGUUGAGUGCGAGUCACCGCACUCGGUUAACUGUUGUACAAAUGUCACUACGAAUAACUGAUAGUCAUCUUGUUAAGUUUAAUUGUUAUUUCUAAGCUGUCCUUUACUGUUUUGAACUGUCUCCGUUACGUUGGAUAAUAAAACAUACAGAAGGCUUUCUUCA
Molecule: messenger RNA, 1900 nt
Organism: Frankliniella occidentalis (western flower thrips)
Lineage: Eukaryota; Metazoa; Arthropoda; Insecta; Thysanoptera; Thripidae
Product: feline leukemia virus subgroup C receptor-related protein 1
Exons: 8
Coding region: 300-1673 (457 amino acids)
Biological process (GO): heme export; transmembrane transport
Cellular component (GO): membrane
Molecular function (GO): heme binding; heme transmembrane transporter activity
Source: RefSeq, a predicted model, not a curated record